Molecule: messenger RNA, 210 nt
Organism: Phytophthora sojae
Lineage: Eukaryota; Oomycota; Peronosporomycetes; Peronosporales; Peronosporaceae
Exons: 1
Source: RefSeq, a predicted model, not a curated record
CUGGAUAUGCUGACGGUAGUGCCGCCUGCAGACGUCGACCCCCUCGGAUUACAAUUCGUCGAGCGAACGAUUCGUCGGCGCUGUCGCGAGGAAGGCGCCUCCUACUCGACCUGCCACUGGGCCCUGUUUUGGGCUUAUGUUGGCAGAACGUGGCUGACCCUGUUCCCGGUGGAUAUAUGGAAUGUGCAUGGUAUGGAUUUGCAAGUUGUC